AUGAACAAAUCGAAUGCUCCAUUCCUUUUCACCAUUGACCGGUUUUGCAGUCGGACUGUCACUAGCUGCUAUGCAGCAGGUGGAGCCUGCUCUCUUACUAGGUCUUCGCUCCACAAAGGCAACGACUGGCCAAGGCAGUGGUUGGCCCUGGAUUACACAAGUGCAGACACUCAACUAAGUGAGCUGGAAGACCCAGGGGAAGGCCAAAGCUCAGGUGCCCACAUGAUCAGCACAGCCAGGGUACCUGCGGAUAAGCCAGUACGCAUUGCCUUCAGCCUCGAUAAUGCCUCAGAUGAUACACCUCCUGAAGACGCCAUUCCUCUGGUCUUUCCAGAAUUAGACCAGCAGCUACAGCCUCUGGCGCCUUGUCAUGACUCCGUGGAAUCCAUGCAGGUGUUCAAACAACACUGCCAAAUAGCAGAAGAAUACAAUGAGGUCAGAAAGGAAAUCGCUCUGCUUGAGGAAAGGAAAAAGGAGCUCAUCGCCAAGCUGGAUCAGGCAGAAAGGGAGAAGGUGGAUGCUGCUCAGCUGGCCCGGGAAUUCGAGGAGCUGAUGGAGGAGAACCGGACGUUGAAGUUGGCUCAGUCCCAAUGUGUCGAGCAGCUGGAAAAACUUAGAAUUCAGUAUCAGAAGAGACAGGGCUCGUCCUAACUUUGAACGAGUCAAUGUGAGCAUAGAAGGUUGUGACGGCUGUGUGCUGGCCAAAAGAUUUUUAUUUUAAAGGGAUGGUGUGUAAAGUAUCAUUGUUCCUCUUUAUUACCCACGUGGCAAACGUCUAUUAUGAAUUUAACGCUUGCCAGAUCGAGUUUGAGAGAAGGGAUAUCUUAUUUGAAAUAAGAUGAUCAAAGCAAACCUCUUGCCAGUAUAUGUUUUCAGAGAUCAAUAAUUCAUUUCCAAAGAUUUUUUUUUCUUCUUUAAGAAGAUGUGAUCAUCCUGUACAUUGGGGUAGAAAACGAAACAAACAAACAAACAAACAAAAUAGAAUAUUGACUGACUCAGCUAAGAAUCCUGAACAGAAUUGAGCCACGAAACAAACCAGUAAGAUGCUCACUGCAGUUUCAUAUCCGUGUAUUUUUAAAUUUCACAUCUUGACUAUUUCAACUGUGUUCGAACCUGAAGUCAGCAACGUCUGCACACCUAUUUAU
Odobenus rosmarus divergens (Pacific walrus) is the source of this 1145-nucleotide messenger RNA. It is a transcript of the gene MAP3K7CL, whose product is annotated as MAP3K7 C-terminal like. Gene Ontology annotation, cellular component: nucleus; cytosol. The record is from RefSeq and is a predicted model, not a curated record. NCBI's taxonomy places the organism in Eukaryota, Metazoa, Chordata, Mammalia, Carnivora, Odobenidae. Bases 1 to 651 code for a protein of 216 amino acids. The transcript is spliced from 6 exons.